Molecule: messenger RNA, 2895 nt
Organism: Pungitius pungitius (ninespine stickleback)
Lineage: Eukaryota; Metazoa; Chordata; Actinopteri; Perciformes; Gasterosteidae
Gene: klhdc2
Product: kelch domain containing 2
Exons: 14
Coding region: 213-1550 (445 amino acids)
Molecular function (GO): protein binding
Source: RefSeq, a predicted model, not a curated record
GAGUGCACUAACCUGUUGGUGAAUCUUGGAGCGUUUCUUUGUAUUUGACGUCAGUGCAGAUAACGUUAACCCACGAGCCUCCGCUAACUGACGGCGCACAGCUGACGUGCGCGCGCCGCGGGGACCUGCUGAGGAGUUCGGGGAACUUUACUCACUUAACGUAACUUAACCUGCAUCAUGUUAGUCUUAGACUGAGCUCAGUAGAAACCGACAUGGCGGAGAUAGAAGAUAUCGGGGAUCUGCCAGCCGAUGAGGAGGACAACGACUCUGAUGAUGAUGAUGAUGAUGAGAGACUUUUAGCUUGGAUGGUAGAUGACGACAUGGAUGAAGAUGACGAGGAGGAAGAGGAGGUGGAGGAAGAUGAUGAACAACCCUUGGACUCUGAAGCAUCGGAGUCGUUUGAGUUGGAGAGCCCAGCAGAGCGCAGUGGUCACAUAGCAGUAGUUGACAGAAACAUCAUGUAUGUCUGGGGGGGAUAUAAGAAUGCUCAAAACCAUGGAUUCUUUGACUUGUAUCUGCCGAGAAACGAGAUCUGGAUUUACAACAUGGAGUCUGCAGUGUGGACGAAGCAGGUCGCUGAAGGCAACCUGCACACAUCCAUGUCAGGAAGCUGUGGGGUGUGUGUGGAUGGAGUCCUCUACUUAUUUGGAGGUCAUCACGCCAGGGGAAAUACCAACAGGAUCUAUCGGCUGCCCCUUAGAGCUCCCAGCCUGGUUUGGGAGGAAAUGAGGGAUCUUAAAGGGCUUCCUCCAUCCUGCAAGGACAAGCUCGGGUGCUGGGUUCAGAAAAAUAGACUUAUAUUCUUCGGAGGCUACGGCUAUGCUGCACAAGGAGCUCAUCUAGGGACUUUUGAAUAUGAUGAAUCUACUUCACAAGUGUGGGACAGCCCUGGGCGAGGCUGGAACAACCAAAUCCACAUACUGGACCUGGAGACGUCUACGUGGAGCCAGCCCAACACCAGGGGGAACACCCCAUCACCCAGAGCAGCUCAUGCCUGCGCCACAGUUGGUAACCGAGGCUAUGUGUUUGGGGGGCGAUACAAGAACUACAGACUAAAUGACCUGUACUACAUUGACCUGGACACCUGGGAGUGGCAUGAAAUGAGCGUUCCACAGCAGGGUCCUGUGGGCCGGUCUUGGCACUCCUUCACUCCCGUGUCGCCAGACCACAUCUUCCUAUUUGGAGGUUUCACCACUGACCGAGAGACACUGAGUGAUGCCUGGCUGUACUAUGUGAGCAAAAAUGAAUGGAAGCCUUUUAAACACAGUCACUCAGAGAGCCCGAGACUGUGGCACACAGCAUGCUCUGGUCCUGAUGGGGAGGUCUUUGUGUUUGGAGGGUGUGCCAACAACCUGUUGUCUCAUCAAAGAGCUGCUCACAGCAACGAGUUACUGGUCUUCAACGUUCAGCCCAAAUCACUAGUUCGAUUCUGCAUGGAGGCCGUUCUGCAGCACAGGGAGCGUUUGUCUAGUUACUGGGACUGCUUACCUAAACACCUGCUGCACAGCCUCAAGCAGAGAAUGACCCGCGUCAACACACUGGGCUCCUAAACCUAGAGGAAGCUCUCAAUCUUGUCCAGAGGAGUGUAUGUAUGCAUGUAUGGAUAAUAUUUACUCUUGAGGCGCGUCGUCCUACCGAAUCAUUAGUUUAAUGUGUGGAUGAAUACAAAGACAUUUUGAAGCAAUAGUGAACAGCUGUGGAGCUGUUGGAGACGGGUCCCACUUUGGUUUUUAUUUCUGUGUUAGAUGAAUGGAUGGUUAAUUGUGUACUAGAUACAAUCUAUAGCAGUGUGUCUGUGAUUCUCGGGAGUUUGCAGGUUUAAACGUACAGUGUGUAGCAUUUGAGGGGAUCUCUUGACAGUAUAAUAUGUAUAAAUGAGAGCUUUGAUUUUGUCGCCUUACAAAUAACAGGUAACAUCUUCAUGUGGAACCGGCUGCCACGUUGCUGCAGUCGCAAAAGGGGAAAACCAGAUGUUGGAUCAGUCUGAAUCGUUUGUCCUUCAUCGGCCGCAUAGUUCUCAGACAUGCUUAGCAUACGGGAGACGUUUCAGUUGGUUAUAAUUGGCUAUAUGCAACCAGAUUCUACACACUGGACCUUUUUAAUGCCUAUGAAAAAUAUCCAAAUGGAAUUUUGUUCAAACGAGGCGCUAACCAGAGCGAUAUUCUAAACCUGAUGUGAAGUGGAUAGAAAACCCCUCUUGGGAUCUGCUUUUCACGAAGACCACUGAAUGAAAGCCUGUGAGAAAAUGCAUCGCAUUGUGGAGGCAAGAAAAUACAGUUUGGAAAAGAGGCCACAAGACUAAAGCUCAUCCUGUAGGUGUAACCAAGUAGGCGGAAGACUUCUGUUCCUUUUUUAAAACAAAACUGCCAAUUAGUGAAAAUGUAGUUUUAUUUUUUUCCACAAAUGCAUACAACUUGAAGAGUGUCAAAUAUCUCCUCACUAAACACAGCGGGCCAAGGAUGAAACAGGUUUGCUUUAACACUUCGAUUUUUUUCAGGGAGGCCGUAUCUUCAAAUUAUGUUUGACAUGAUCUUUAAUACAAAUGUUUGCUGAAUCUUAAACAGUACAAGUCCUAUCAGACCUAAAACUAGUGCUUUGUUACUCAAUAUCUCCUCUCAAGACACGAAUGUUCAUUUUUAUUUUAAAAAAAAUGUCUGAGGGUUCUAUAUUCUGAAAAUAGUGCUUGGUGGCUACGGUAGCCUUUUAGUUUUGUUUUUAAAUCAACUUGCAUACGCCGGGUGUAUUGGAUGCUGAGCCACAUUGCACUGGAAUUCCUAUUGUCAGUAGACUGUUUGUAUUUGCCUGGUUUGCACAAUGUUCAUUGUUUUUUAUUGUGGAACAUGAUGCAUCAUUGCAUUCAUAUUUAAAGAAUAAAACACAUACAAUUAGUUGUGA